Molecule: messenger RNA, 504 nt
Organism: Parnassius apollo (apollo)
Lineage: Eukaryota; Metazoa; Arthropoda; Insecta; Lepidoptera; Papilionidae
Source: the annotation of a GenBank genome assembly
AUGGAGGAGGUCCAAGGCGAUGUAAAUAAGAUGGUUUAUCAGAUGCAGAAGUUCUCAUGGGUAGAUUACGUAGUGUUUGUGUUCAUGUUGGCAAUAAGUGCUGUUGUGGGUGUAUAUUGGGGUUUCAUGAAAAAACAGACCACACAGAAUGAUUAUCUUCUAGGGGGUAGAAAUAUGCAAGUAAUUCCCGUUUCGAUGUCUCUAGUGGCAAGCUUCGUUUCUGGGAUAACGCUUCUUGGUUCACCGACAGAAAUAUAUAUGCAUGGAACACAGUAUGCUUUUAUAAUUGGUGGAAUAUUUCUAAUGUCGAUUGUGAUGACUCAAGUCUAUUUACCUGUUUUUCACGAUCUUAAGAUUACGUCUAAUUACGAGUAUUUAUCGAUGAGAUUUGACAACAGGGUUCGGUUGUUUGGUUCAAUACUGUUCACUUUUACACUGAUAGGCUGGUUACCAAUCGUCAUUUAUGUUCCUGCAUUGGCUUUUAAUCAAGGUAAAUACUUAUAA